Molecule: messenger RNA, 4008 nt
Organism: Chrysoperla carnea
Lineage: Eukaryota; Metazoa; Arthropoda; Insecta; Neuroptera; Chrysopidae
Gene: Unr
Product: cold shock domain-containing protein E1
Exons: 9
Coding region: 937-3765 (942 amino acids)
Molecular function (GO): nucleic acid binding
Source: RefSeq, a predicted model, not a curated record
UUUCCACAUAAUUCUCGACUUUUCGCUGUAACUUUGCACAUUCCUACAAAACACAAAUAUCGAAUAAACAUAUUGUAAAUAUAAUUAAAACUGUAUAUUGCGUAGUUACUCAAAUAAAUUUAAUUCAAAAAAAUACAUAUAACCCUUGCGGACACAGAGGUUCAUUCGAUGCUUUGUGCCAAACUGUUUUCGAUAUACAUUUUUUAGUAAAAGUUUUUGUUGAAAUCGUAAAAUUGUAGCUGUUUUUAAGUUUAAAAAAAUCGUUCAAUAAAGUCACUAUCGAAGAAUUUUGAAAAUUAACGUUUAGAGUACAGUACUUAAUGUGCUAAUGCUAUGUAUCAUUGUAUAAUUGAUAUUGAAAUGAUUGAUAUUACUUGAUUGUGUAUUUAUUUGAUUAGGAAAUUCGAAGUAACCAGAAGUAUAGAAGAUAUAAAACCAAAAUACAAAUUAAAUUAUAUAAAACUGAAAACUGAAUAAUAUUCUAUGUUGAUGAAACCGAAAACUGAAUGAGAAAUUUAUUGUUUCUGCGCUGACACAACCCGCACCCAGCACGCAUUGAAGACAUCUGAGGAUUUUUAUUUCCCACUUUUGGAGUUUUGUUCAAAUCAAAUUAAUCGACUUCGUACAGUGAAUCCUUGUUAUAUCAAUUUUUAUACGAUUUGUUUUUGCGUCGUCUUUAUUUUUAUUUUUAUUUUUUUUUAUUAUACAUUUGUGUUUUGUUCUGUUCAAUUCAUUAUUCUUGUGAAGAAAACCCACGAAAUUACGUAACGAACUACAUAUCUCAUGGGAGAUAUUAAUUUAUUGCCAUAUAAGGACAUUUAAUUAAUGCUGGAUUUAACCAUUCUGUGAUAAUUGCUACACUUAUAUAUUAAUUAAAGCUACUCAGAGAAAAAAAAGAGUAACCAAAAUCAAGAAAUCGAAUUACUGUAUUAAACUAUGUCCAGCAAUCCUCAGUGGAAACCAUUCCAGCCGCCUUGCACUAUGAAUCAGGAUCCCGCCAUUUUGGAUUUUAAAUCUAUGACUGUUCCUAGCAAACCCCCACAAUCUUGUAGCUAUCGAAAUACAACUAGCUGUUUCGGCGGUGAUUAUCCAUCGUCUCCACGAGAAAAAUCUGCACCGUACUCAUCACCAUACAGCCCAAUUACAACUGUAACUACACGACAUUCAGGUCGUUUCCCGAUUGGAACCUUCUCUGUCGAUACAAAUAAUACAUUUAAUAGCAGCGGUGAUGGUCUUGGCUCGCCAGCUUCAAACAACGUUUAUACUAACGGUAAUAAUGGCUCCACAAAUUCUACAUACGAUUCAAAUUCAUCUAAUCAAGGCACUAGAGAGACUGGAAUUAUCGAAAAAUUAUUGCACUCAUAUGGUUUUAUCCAGUGUUGCGAACGACAAGCAAGAUUAUUUUUUCACUUCAGUCAAUUUAGUGGUAAUAUUGAACAUUUGAAAAUUGGUGAUCCAGUUGAAUUUGAAAUGACAUACGAUAGACGCACUGGAAAGCCAAUCGCCAGUACGGUUACAAAAAUUGCCCCUGAAGUGGUUUUAAGCGAAGAACGUGUAACUGGUACUGUUACCACUGAAUUAAGAGCCGAAGGAUCUGGUGGUGACACGCAAGGACGAAUUAGUUAUGAAAAUCGCGGUGAAUGCUUCUUUUUACCAUAUACCAAAGAUGAUGUCGAAGGAAAUGUAACAUUACGUUCUGGAGAUAAAGUUAGCUUUCAAAUCGCCACUAAUCAACGUGGAAAUUUGGGAGCAUGCCAUGUACGACUUGAAAAUCCAGCUCACCCAGUCAAAUAUCAAGGAGUUGUUUGUUCAAUGAAAGAAAGUUUUGGAUUUAUUGAAAGAGCCGAUGUAGUCAAAGAAAUUUUCUUUCAUUUUUCUGAAGCAAAAACAAAAGAAGAGCUGCGACUUGGUGAUGAUGUUGAAUUUAUUAUACAAACUAGAAAUGGAAAAGAAGUAGCAUGUAAUAUAACCAAAUUACCACCGGGAACUGUUGUAUUCGAAGAUAUUAAACCAGAUAUAAUAAAAGGUCAAGUUCUAAAACCUUUAGAUCGUGGUAAUGUUGGUCGACAUCAAAAUGAUCCAUUAACGGGUCGAAUACGAUAUCGUGCAGCCGAUCACUCCGAAGUGGAAGUACCAUUUGGUGAUAAAGAUCAAAGUGGUGAUUUCACAUUACGACAUGGUGAUUGGGUACAAUUUCGUAUUGCAACUGAUCGUAGAGAUCAAUUAGAUCGUGCAUCCGGUAUAACAUUAUUAGAUGAAUCAUUUGUUGUAUCUGGUGAGAGACGUGAACAAGGUGUUGUUGCUGCGGCAAAAGACGGUUUUGGUUUCCUAAAAUGUGUCGAACGUGAAGCUCGAUUAUUUUUUCAUUUUAAUGAAGUACUCGAUAUUGAGAAUGAUGUGAAUAUUGGUGAUGAAUUUGAAUUUACUGUUAUACAAGAUCAAACCACAUCUUUCUGUAAUAGUCGUCAAAGUGCCAUACGUAUGAAACGUUUACCACAAGGCACUGUUAAAUUUGAGACAUUAACUGAAAGUAAUGUGACUGGUGUGGUAACCAAAGAAAUACCUAAUUUGAAUUGGAUCAAUCGUAGUCCAUUAAAAAGUAAUGGGCAGUCGCCAAAUAAUGGUGAUAAAGCAACAUCACCAGAUAAUGGACUAAUAACGUAUCAAUUAAAUGGACUGAAAAAAGCAAUAUUAUUCUAUCCCAAAGAUUGUGAUUUAAAAAAUCCACCGCGUAUCGGUGAUAAAGUUGAAUUUGAUAUUUGUCAAGUAAAACGUAAUAAAGAAUUAAUCGCAGUUGAUAUCAAAGUUGUGAAUUCGGCUACAAAUUUACCAAAUGGUACAACACAAUCCACAUUAAAUAAUACAUCAAAUACAUCUAUCAAUAAUAAUAGUAAUAAUAAUAAAAAUGGUCGAUCAAAUAGUCUUACAACUCAUCAAGGUUUCAUCGCGGCGUUAAAGGAUGGUUUCGGUUUUAUUGAGACGGUACAACAUGAUCGUGAAGUCUUUUUUCAUUUUAGUAAUUUUGAAGGUGAUGCAAAUACUUUAGAAUUGGGUCAAGAAGUAGAAUAUACAUUAGCGACUAGAGGAUCUACAGGUAGCUGUUCAUCAGCUGAAAAUGUAAAAAUAUUACCAAAAGGUACGAUAGAAAUGCCAAUAAUCGAUGGAGAAGUUUUAGACGGAACAGUAGUUAGACCGCUACGAUCUGUAAAUCCAGAUCAAAGUCAAUAUGCUGGUCUUAUUCAAGUUGUUGGUGAUGGUCCUGAUGAUAAAGGACCAGAAUAUGAAUUUGGUAUUAUGGGACUAGCAAACAAAAAAGAAUUGUUACAAGUAGGAGAUCCGGUACAAUUGCAAGUAGAUUCAGCAGGUCGUGCUGCCAAUAUUAUAGCUGUUAGGAAAAAACGACGAACAAUAGUUGAUGCCAUAAAAGGUCCAUUUGGAUUUUUAGCGUAUGAAGUAGAAGAAGGAAAAAAAUUAUUUUUCCAUAUGUCUGAAGUCAAGGAAGGUGUUAAUUUACAACCUGGUGAUCAAGUUGAAUUUGUGUUAGUUACGAAUCAAAGAAAUGGAAAAUCUUCAGCUUGUAAUGUAACAAAAAUAAGUGGAGAUGUACAAGCACGACCUGAACGACUCAAUAGAUUGCGAACAGUAUCAUUGGAUGAUGCAGGUCCAAAAUUACAAGUUUUAAGACAACCGAAAGGUCCAGAUGGAUCACGAGGUUUUUCCUCGGAAAUGCGUUCACCUCGAUUACCAGGCAUCGUUGCCGAAUAAUUUUAUAAAUAAAACGUCAUCACACACAAAAAACACAUCAUCCGAUCGAGUUGGCAUUAAUCAAAAAUUGUCUUAUCGUCGCGUUUGUAUCAUCAAUAAUAAAUUUGGAAAAAAAUAUCGUAAAGCAUCCAUUGUGACAUAAGUUUUAUUGUCUUUAUAAGUUUUUUUAAAUAGCUCAUCGUUACAAUGCGUGUCAGUAAAUGUUUAAGAUGAGUCAUUAUUUGAUAUAUUUUCUUUUUUUGG